Messenger RNA from Pelagomonas calceolata, 1359 nucleotides. The record is from the annotation of a GenBank genome assembly. NCBI's taxonomy places the organism in Eukaryota, Pelagophyceae, Pelagomonadales, Pelagomonadaceae.
CCGGCAAGGCACCCAAAGCUUCUCCGGGGUGGCGACGCUGCCCCAAACCAAAAACCAGCGCCCAUGGCCCGCCACGGCGACAUCGCGUCGAGCCCCGACACCGUCGGGUGCUGCGUGUUUCAAUAUAAAAUGCCGCGCCUCCACACGAAGGAGCAGGUCUUGUGGCAGCGUGGAAAUCAAAUGUCGGGCACGCCGUCGACGCGAUGUCGUCGCCGUCGCUGCGUCGGCUCGAUGGCGUGGAGUUUCCAGGCCAUCGACGCGACGUCGUCCCUGUGACUGCGUCGGCUCGACGGCGCGGAGGUUCACGAUAACCUAACUCACGCAGGUCAUGGCCAACGUCAAGCGCAUCUGCGAACUGAUGAUCGGCGCGAAGGCCGGCCUGCCCGGCCUCGACCUCAUCAUUUUCCCGGAAUACUCGACCCAAGGCAUCAUGUACGACAGGGAAGAAAUGUUCGCCACAGCUACCACAAUUCCGGGACCGGAGACGGACGCCUUCGCCGCCGCUUGCGUGGAGGCGAAGUGCUGGGGCGUCUUUAGCAUCACGGGCGAGCGCCACGAGGACCACCCGCGCAAGAACCCGUACAACACGCUCGUGCUGAUUUCUGAUACUGGUGAAAUCGUGCAAAAAUAUAGAAAGAUCCUACCGUGGUGCCCCAUCGAGGGCUGGUAUCCUGGGGAUCAGACCUAUGUUUCUGUAGGACCGAAGGGCCUCAAAAUAUCUCUCAUAAUAUGUGAUGAUGGAAAUUAUCCGGAGAUCUGGCGCGACUGCGCGAUGAAAGGGGCCGAACUCAUCAUAAGGUGCCAGGGCUACAUGUACCCCGCGAAGGACCAACAAGUACUCGUAGCGAAGGCCAUGGCCUGGAUGAAUUGUGUCUAUGUCGCGGUGGCCAAUGCCUCCGGUCAUGAUGGGGUCUACUCGUACUUCGGGCACUCGGCGAUCGUCGGAAACUGUGUGGAAAUCAACCAGUGCGUCGGGUGCAGAGGAACCGGCAUCGCCACGCCAUCGAGCAGGCGCCGCGAAAUUUUGAUUUCCACGCAGGUCGGGAACGACGGCCGGACAUUGGGAGAGUGCGGCACCGAAGAGAACGGCAUGCAAUAUGCCCAGCUAUCUGUCUCUGGUAUAAGGGACGCCCGUCGCAAUGACCAGUCGCAGAACCACCUCUACAAGCUGUUACAUCGGGGCUACACCGGCACGUCGGCCUCGGGCGAUUCUAGUGACGGCGUGGCCGCGUGCCCCUUCUCGUUUUAUAAGACGUGGGCCACGGACCCGGCCAAGGCCAAGGCGAUGAGCGAGAAGGUCACCCGCGCUACUCCCCAGCCCUGACUCCCUGCACAUACCCCCUGUACAUAAGACUAUGU